AUGGAUUUUAGGAUGAGUAGUCAGCAAAUUGUUGAUAAAGAGAACCAUGGAGUCCUUGCAAACGUGGAAAAUAAGGAGCCACAAAGGGUCGUGUCGAUAUUGAAAUCUUCCCAGAGAAUAAAUUGUCCAUUGGAAAAGAAAUUGACGAAAGUAAGUAGUAUAGCUUUGAAAACUCUAGUGUAAAUUGCUUGGCUUACGUUAUCCUCAGUAGCAAAUGAACUAAAAGAUAAUUAGCGAUUUUUUCCUUGGACGACUGCCUCAAACUGAGGCUUAAUUAAUAAGUCACUCGACUGUACUUCGACCAGUUAUUUGCCUUAGGGAGGCUAGAACGUUUCAUCCACACGUUUUUACGUAAAAUAGUAACGUACGCUGCUCAUGCCAAGAUAUAACUUUUCUUAUCGCAUUCAAGGCAAGAACGAGAAUUCCUGUUGAACUUAAUCAGGGAAUCUGAAGUUCAUAUGUUUCUCGGUCUUGGCCGGCCGACAAUUGCCAGCAAUGUCCCGAACCCUGAUUUUUGUGUUGCAAGGCUUCAGUCGCAUAUUUCUAAGGAGGCGAAUCCUUGAGUAACCUAUUACACUACUCUUCCUGUCAUCAUUUCCCUGGCUGGUCGCGAUUGGCAGUUGGAAAGUUCAUUAUUUUGUCUGGAGUCAGUCAGGAGCGUUGCGUUUUAUUUCUGAACUCCCCGCCUCUUGCCCUAUGGAUGCUGUAGUGGCUGUUUGUAGAUGAGCAGAUUUCUUCCACCCCAGUUACCCUUUGGAAAAAACCUUUCCUACCCCGCUAAGUUUUUGUUGGUCCCUUUAGAAACAGAUUCCAAAUACGUUAUCUGCCAACGACACUCAACCUUAGCGGGGUAUAUUUGGAAUAAAAAUAGAACGUCCUUUUAGCCCUGGGCUCUCACUCCACAACAGAGGGGGCAAAGAAAGUCAGUGGCACUGAUUUAUGGAGAAGUUGUCCUUAUGGGAGGUAUUUAUAGAAGGGAAAUGUCGGAAAAAAUUUUAAUUUCUUCAUAUAUGAAUAUCAGACCAAAAAGGAAAUGAAAUGUUCUGAUGAAAAAUUUUAACAGAAAAAAGUUAUAAAGUUUUAGUGAAUGUGUAAAGUUCUACAUUGUGUGCUAUAAGUAUAAUUAUGUAAUGGAAGUACCUUUUAGGGGUUAUUAUUUUAUUUUAUUUUGACUCAGAUCUUAUCAUAUAUUUUUUUGUUUACAAUGUUAUUCAAACUAGUUGUUUCUUCUUUCUAGAAGAAAGUAACUGACUUCUAUGAGCAAAGUAGCCGAUGUGUUUCGUUGGCCAUCAGUGCUUAUUGAAACCCGUGGGUUUGACUGUAAUAAAUUACAUUCAUGGUUACUUUAACUUACAUUUUUAACAGGUCUCAUUCAAGAACUCUCCAGUGCAUCACACAAUAGUUCCUUACAGUACUGACUUGCCACAUGUGUGGCAGGAAAUUCGCAAACUUGACGAAGAGGAAAACUGGACAGAGAGAACACAAAUUUUAACAAAAGAAGAUCAUAAAUUAUAUCUUGAAGUGGCAAAGGUGCGAAAAAUGUAUCAGUUACAAGUGUUUGUUUUGAUUCAAUUUGAGACUCACUCAGAGAGACAAACUUAGCUUAUUGUCCCUCAUGAAAUGAAUUAUUUUAUUUUAAAUAAAUAAUUUACAAUAAAUAACAUACUUUGUAAAAGUACAAUCCUUUAAUAAGUUAUUGUAUAAUAACAGUACUUGCUACUCACCCACAACCUUUUUUCGCAUGCUGCUAAAAUAAUGCUUACGUACACAUUUUGAUAUUUUCAGGUAUAUUUGGGAGAGCUGUACUUUUAGGUUCAUCUUCUAUAAGCCGAAAGGCCAAAAGUGUUAUUUGCCCUGAAAGUCAUAAUACUGUAUAAAAAGAUAUAUAUAAAAUAUAUGAUGAAGAACCAGAUUGACAUCCUAAUUGACUAUAAGAGUGCUCAAGAAAAAAAAAUUAUAGUUGAACUAGAGCAGAAUACAAGUAGACUGAUGGAACUGGAUUAAAUCUUGAACAUUUAUUGCUACUCAGAGUUUCAUGCCUCUUGCGAGGUAAUCAUCAGGCAACUGACAAAAGUAACAGUUGCAAUCAAAGAUACAGGGAAAACAGAACAAUAAAUACUAGGUGUGGUGUAUGGUGCGUGGCACGUGUUACUGCUAAUUAAGUGUUUUUUACAACAUGUUAAAUUUGCAACAAAAACUGAUCAGGUUAGGACAGUGUUUGUUUGAAAUUUCUUUGAGUGUCUGCAACCUGAGAUAAGUUCAUUUCUAUUGUUCAGGGAAGACAUUUCUGGUGUACAACUUGUAAAAUAUUUCUCCCACAAGCACAGUGACUUAUCUCAGGUUGCAGACACUCAAAGAAAUUUCUACUAAACACUGUCGUAACCAUUAAUUUUGGCAGUUGCCUGAUGAUUGCCUCGCAAGAGGCAUGAAACUCCUGAGUAGCAAUAAAGGUUUAAGAUUAAAUCCAGUUCCAUCACUCUACUUAUAAAAUAUACAUAAAUGUCAAAGGAGUGACUCUUGUUUUUUUCUUUGGAAAGGAGUGGCUUGAGGAGCUCAUAGCUGAUUUACCCUGCUAUAGGUAAGAAAACAUAUCAUGUCAGUCUUAUCUACAACUCUGACCUCACCCCAUAUACCUAUAUUAAUAUAAUAUACACAGUUUGUAUAUUUAACUUGUUAUUGACAAUAAAUUGUAUUGGCUAAUAAUGAUAAAUGAUUUGAUAAUCACAGGCAGAAAGUUACAGAUAUGGCAACAGCUCUUGAUGACCUUCCCGAAAUAGUUCAUCCAGAAAUACCUAGCAUUGGGGAUGUGAAUGCAGAGGGUGCUGACAAUAUCAAUGACCUGGACACAGAACUCAUGGCAGACUUUUCGAAGUUGCAAAUUGAUCCUGGUGACUGUCCACGUACAUUUUCACCCAUAGGCAGUGAGCGCACAUCACCCGAACAAGGUUUGUUGAGUUAAAGGUCUGAAUUCAUACACUUUAGAUACUAUUUCAAAGCAAACUCAUCAUGGUAUUUAAGAAGAUAUGAUGUGAUUAACAAGGCUUUUCAAUAAUUAGAUUGUUUAGAAUUGAAAGCAUGAAAAAGGGUGAACUGGUCUUUGUCUGAUUAUUUUAUGCAUUAUUUGGCUAAAGCUAUACUUUUAGCCAUUGGAUACUAAAGCAAUCUUCCAUCUCUUUAAACUGAUUCUUUAAGCUUCUGUCACAUACAGCAGCAAUUCAUUCACAAGAAGACCUGCGGUUUCUCUGCCUAGUGUUACAGGGCCAUUUGGGUGGUUGCACUGUUGGAUGUUAGUAAAGGCAUGGUGACUGAGCAGUGAAAUGCGAAAUUCAAGUUUUGUUAGUCCUGGGUAACGCCUUGCCAUCACAUUGUUCUCUUAGACAAGAAACUUUGCUCCGUUGUGGUUGAGUUUGAAUCUUUAUUAAAUUUAUUUAUGAGAAAGUAUUAUAGAGCUUUCUAUCUGUUUUCUGGUUGCUCCUGUUUUUCAUGAAACAGUUCCUCUUUCAGAUAACCUUACUGACAGCAAUGAAGACAUUGACAAACUCCUUGUGCAUGAUGAAGCAACUGAAAAUGCAGUGCUAACGGAUGAUGUCCUCCAUACGGGGAAUGAAAGAACAGAUAACUUACUUAAAGAAAUAACUAGAGAAGAACACCCUUACAAGUCCGCUGAACUGUUCAAGGUAAAUCCUGCUGAUCUUCAGAAUGAGUUUCAGGAUCACAGAACUUUAGAAGAUCUUAGCAGUAGUGAAAAGACAGCAGAAGUUGAAGAUAUGUUUAAGCAGGAUGCUGAAAAUCAAAAAGAAGAGGAUGAUCAGUUUGGAGAUGAUGCAUUCAAACCAGCUAGUGAAGGUAAUAAAUACAUGUUGUAGAACCUCUGAAAGGUUUGAAUCAAGGAGUCAUUUCAUAAGUAGCAAAACUGUUAAACUGCGAUAAAAGGUGGUUUGAAACACAUCAAUGACAUUAAGAGUCUUCAUAUCCAAUAGCAUCGUGGCUUAACUGAGAGACAGCCAAUAACAUUGCAACUUUAUUGACAAAUCCAGUCAAUAACCAGAGUUUAAUGCCAUAAACUUGACGUGAUUCAACUCACUUUGACGCCGAAAUUGACUACCACACAGGUUGUCAAAAUGUCAGUCACUGUCAACAACAGUCCUAUUCAAGACUAUGUACACUUGCAAGAUCAUAUUUUACCUUCGUAUGACAUUAUACAGAGAUCAUCCUGAUUCAUGUAUAUUUUAGAUAUUUGCAUUAAUAAUCAAUGGUAAUCAUAAAGUGUCGCAUGGGUAGAGUCAUCUCAAUUGCAAGUGAUGCUUGACCUAAUGUCAAAUUCUCCUUUCAAUUCACAAGCAAUUACAAGGGAAUUUGUAAGGAGAGACUAGCAGUUAUACAGAAGGCAAUUGAAGCUUUUCCUCAGGCACCCCUUCUUAUUGUGCAAUAAAUUAAAUAUUAUUGUACUGUUUUUGCCUCUUAAUCUCUCAAGCACAGCACCAAUUUGAAUAUUUAAUCCAUCAUUAAAAAGAUAUUUAAUCCAUCAUUAAAAGAGCAAACUCACAAAAUUCAAACUGACAGCAUGCUCAGACUUAACUUUAGUGAUAAGAAAUGUGACUCCAACAAAUAACAUUGUCUCUUUAUUUGUUUAUAGCCAUGUGGGAACUAGAUUAUCUUGAACAGUGUGGUACUAACAACACAAACUUUAAAGAGGUAACUUGCAUUUUUUGACCUAGUAGAAAAUUAUUCAAGUAUGACUCAAGCUAACGCACAACUUUUCUAAAAGCAAACCUAUAGAACCUUUUUCUCCUUUGUUAAUGAACUCUCUAUGACUAUUUGAUUAAUAUUUUGACUAAUGAAGCCAUUUAAAUUUGAUUGUAUAUAGAUUAGAACUUUAUCUAUAAUUUAUAAUUAAGUGUGUAGAGGCAUUUUUAAUUAACAUUUUUCAGCUGCACUAGAUUAUGGUUAUUUUAGGGCUGUCCAUUCUAUCUUUUAUUUCAACUACUUGUGUUCUAGUAAUAGACAUUCUUUGUUAUUCCAAACACCAUUCCCUCUAUAAAUUCUUGUCCUCUUUGACUGGUAGGUUUGUUUUUCUAAGGUCUGAUUACAUGAAUGAAUGAUCUAAAAUAUGAAAGUUGACCCCUUUUUAGCCCUUUGUCCAGUUUGUAUAAAUUACGUGGAUAUAUGUGUUACAGGUCAAAAUUGUAUUCAAAGGUCAAUUUAAUAAAACUCUUACAAGUUUAAUUUACAAGUAUCUAUUGUUUUCAGACUCUACACUCAACACUUGUAGAAGUUCUAUUAAAUUGACCCCAGAAUUUAAUUUUUGAUCAGUAACAUAUGCAGGUAAACAAGACAAAAUUAAAAAAAUAUCCUCUAUCUAGAGUAUUCUUGCAUAACUUACAUGGGAAAAAACAUACAAGCUGAAGGGGCCUAUUCCAGUUUAGCAAUUUUUUGUACAGGUUACCGUUUAUUUUAAGCGAUGUUUGAUUGCAUUCAUUUUAAUUUAUGUCUGUGAGUAUCCAACAACAUAAAGAGAUGUAUAUGAUGAUUGAAAAAUAUUUUUCAGAUCCUAUUCUAACAAGUAAAUUCAGUUGUGUUAUUAUUAAUUUGAACUGUAGUUUGUUUACCUUUCAUUUAGUCUUUCUUCUUCUUACUCUGUCUUUCCAUUUAAGAUGUUAUCUGUGCAUUCCAGUGAAUGUCUUUUAUAAAGGAAUUUUUAGAUCAGCUAAAGCCAUAGAUCCAAUUUUUAUAAUUUUCUCGAUUAUCUAGUAGCCAAAGCCACAUAUCAUUCAACCAGGGACUUAGCUCUCUUCCAUUUCACUCUAGACAUUUGUUAUGAAUUAUUUACGAUCUCUGAGUUUAUCAGACAGAUUAUUCCCCUUGUCACCCCAAAUACUUUUACUGGUUCUCUUUCUAUUGGCCUGUAAAUUAUACACAUGUCACACACAACACCUGCUAAGAGUGAUCUUGAAAAAACAAUGAUAAAAAUAAUAAAAGCAUCAGAGGCUGAACCAAAAAUUUGAUGAUAUAUUUCCUUUAAAAAAUGCCCUUAUCACAAAUGAAGAAUUAUCUCAUGCCUGUUGGUGAGUAAAAAACUAAGUUACAUGCAAGCAAUUUCCAUUUGUGUUUCCUGACAUAGUAAAUGUUGAAGAUAUAAGUUCUUAUUGUGUAUGAUGGAACAGAAAUUUUCAAGUAGAAUUCCUUCAUGAUAAAUGGGUUAAAAAAUGAUCCUUCUGUUUCCUGGUUUUGAGUUUAGUAAUGUAGGGAGUAAUAAUAAUUAUUAUUAUUGUUGAAUGUUAGGCUGCAUACUUUGUCAGAAUGUUUGGCACUGAUGUGGUGGUGAAUACAGCAAAAAUUGUCUUUGUUUCGCAGUGAUGACAAAGGAUUGUGCCAUAUUUUAGUACUGUGAGAAAUUCUGGAUAUCACAAUUUAUUAAUCAAGGAAAGUGGAUAUUUCGAUUUCAAGGGUGACACAGAAUAAAGAGCUUAGCAAGAGCUAAUGAAAUCCAAAAACAAAAUUGUGGGUAACCACCUACACAUAGCUUUCAGAGAUAAUAGCAUUAUGAAGCCUCCAUUUUGUGAAAAUUAUCUUAAAUUGUGACGUAUUUUGAACCUCCUAAAGCAUUUUCGAAAGUAUUUUGAACCUUCUUAGCAUUUUCUAUAAAAAAUGAAAAAUGCAUCUCUGGCCCCUUUUUUUGUGGAUUUUGAAAGAUUAUGCUGAGAUUUUUUUCCAAACUGUCGCAGAAUAUGUAUUUUGUUUUGUUUUUUUGUUGAACCUUGUCUCAGUGUUAGCUAAUAUUCUCAUUAAUUUUAGUGAAAACAGAUAUCCAUAGUUAAUUGUUAAAAAAACUGACUUCUUAUCAUUUACUUCUUCUUCCUUAAAACCUUAGAAUUGUGUAGUUCUCUAUUUAUUACAUCUGAAGUGUAAGAGGUGUUAUUGUUUUGCUUCUAAUAUUACAGUCUGCCCUAGCCCGUCAGUCUUUGUAUGUCAAAUUUGACCCUCUUAUUAAAGGAGCAAGUCCACAAAGCCCAAGUAAGAAAUCUGUAGCAGUUUGAAUAAUUUAUAAGUAAAUAAACUUUAAGCAUAUUUAAUGUUGAGAGAUUCACUUUCACGCAUAUAUUUCACCCUUAUUUUCAGCUCAAAAUGUAAAGCCUAUUUUGCUUUUACAAAUAUGUUUCUCAUACCAUGGUAAUGAAAGUGUCCAUAACUUUUAUCUCCCAGGCCCCAGUUGUUCAAAAGGUGGAUAGCGCUAUCCAGCGGAUAAAUCUCUGUCCAGUAGAUAACGCAAUCGGUUUCCCUAAUACUUAUCCGCUGGAUAGUGAUUUAUCCGGUGGAUAGCGCUAUCCGACGUUUGAACAACCGGGGCCAGGAUAUUUUUUCAUUGACUGAAGGACAGAAGGUAAUGGGAAUUUUGAGCAAUAAAUUUAUUGGUUAUAAAUUAGUCUAAAACAUCAAAGAAACAAUUCAAAUUGUAAAAGAACAACCGAUACAGAAAAGGCAAAUUAAAAUAGAAAACAAAUAGGCUAGGCUUUUACCAGUUUAUAUGAGAGGCUGUUCUCCAAUGCGCUGGAAUAGUCUUUUUCGGUAUAUUAUGGUUGUGAUUCAGUCAAUAGAGUAACCCCUGUCUGGGAAAUUUCCAGGCACUCAAAUAGUAGGACGCGGUGGGAAGAAAAGAAAUUGAGGACAAAUGAGAGAGACUGGGGAAAGGGGCGAGGAAACCCCCGUCCCCACCUUCUUCAUUUUUUCUUUGUGCCUCCUUUUACUUCACACCACUCACUACUAUCUGAACCUGGAACAGACUUGGGAAAUGAGCAUCCCCGUUCCUCUUGGGAGAAACACUAGAUCCAAGUAAGCUACUUACAGAUCUUAUCCUAAUACAGUACUCUUAUUUUUUUUUUCUGUGACAGUGAAAAACAAAGUAGGUGUGAGAGAUGUUUUACCACCAAAGCCUCCAAGGUGAGAUUAGCUUGUUUUGAAUAUAUUCGUUUCCUUUUUUAUUGUCAAUACCAUCUUAAGCCGGGGGAAAGAAGCUUUUUUGCACAGACUCGGUGACGAAUUACUCCUUAAUUCUGGCGCGAAAUAUCAGCGUUGAUUUAUAGUUUCACGUGUAAAAAUACAAAAUUACCAUGGCAACUUUCAGUAAGUCUCAGUGCCAAGUAGGCGGCGAAGUUUAAAACUGUUGUGAAUGAAGAUUGCACAUCAAGAAGGAUUCUAACGGCUCGGGAAAUUGUUAGGAUUUGGACAAAAUGCGCGUGAAAUUAUACCCUAAUUUCACUCGUCACCAUUUGAUUACACAUACUAAUUUGAAUUAUUUGUUGUAGAGCUGUGCUCCAUAACAUUCCUGUAUACGAGGGCCUAAAAUAGGGUUUCCAAAUCCCGUUUCCCGCCACUAUUUUUUCUUUCAUCCCGCCAUCCCGCUUGCUUGCUCGUUUUUCCAUCUAAGGGAUGUCGAAGAGGCCGACAGAGUUACCGUUCGGGAAGCGGAUACCAUGUUCCUCGAUGAAUUGAUACGAUGUGCCCAACACCGAAUCGUGAAUUAUCCUAGUGCAUUGUCCUCGUCCAUCUCGGUUCCCGCCUUGCUAAAAAUAAUAAAGAUUUCCCGCAAACUCCUGACCAUCGCGCAUCCCGCCAACCCUAUGUUAGGCCCUCGUAUACCGCCAUCAGAAAGGUUAUGGUUAUUGCGCGGUUGCUGCUCUUUGCAUCUUUUUUAUUGUCAUAUCUGCUUACCUUACUUAGCAUGGGCGACAAUUUGCUGUUGAUGGAUUCGCCAGUACCCAACCUAAAGUCUUCUGGGGCAGUUAGUCGGCGAGCCUACACUGAUCCUUCUACAGCACAAAAUGCUGAAAGUCCGUGUGGAGUUGACAAGUUGUUAAAUUUCUCUCCUUCAAAGCUGAGUGAGGUAACGUCACAAAAUUUGUCACAAAAAUAAAGCUUUAUUUUUCUCUUCCCCUGGCCUCGUACCUUGCGAGCAGAGGUUUGUUUCUGGCAUGGCUUUUAGCAUUUACGAAGUCGUUCGCGUGGCUUGCAAAGCCAUACCGGAAAGAAAGCUCUGCUCGCAGGGUACUGGCCUCGCGCUCUUUGCGCGAAAAGUACAGCUUUAUUUUCCACUCUCCUCUCGCGCUUCGCGCGAAAUGCCCUGUUCGUCUUGCGUAGUUCAUAAAGUGCGUGUAAUGCAGGUUAGGUCAAGGACUCCUGAACUAACAGCAAGACAGUUAAGCAGUGACUUACUAAAACGCCAUGUAAUGGACAGUAUUAGACGCAAACUUGAUUCUUAAUGUCCCAUAAAAAAACGUGGUUACUCACAAUGUUCCCCUUAAUACCAUACUAAGAUCCAUUUCUCCCAGCGACAUAAUCAAAGAAGCCUUGCAAGAUACGUUCUUAUUGUGCGGUCAAACGUUUCACAAUGAGGAAAUAUCUUUCAAGUUGUGACGAAAGCUUUUUGAGGUAUCCAACACGUUCUAAGCGCCAAUUUCACUUCCGAGUUUCUGGUCGCUUUUGAAAAUUAAAAAACUUAAGAGGUAGGACUGAUUUAUAAGUUUUUUACCUUUUUUAUUCUUUACUGGUGAUUAAAAUGUUCCGUUUCCUAAGAAAUGAACCGUGCAGCGAAAACGUUCAAAACUUUAAAAGCGUUUUCGCGUUCUUUUCAACUUCAGUUUUAUCGCCAUUAUUAAAACUAUCAAUUUGUCUGAAAUGAAGUCAAACUCCCCUGGAACUGAUUUCGGAAAGAGAAAAAAAAUAGGUCGUUAUCUUGCAGUGACGGCAGAAAAAAAGUGAACCAAAAACUGUGAGGCAUGUGCAAGAUCAUUGUAAGUUGCCUUCUGCCUUCUUUCUCUCGACCUCUCCACCAUCUUUUUCUCGAUUGACCUCUAUAAAUUGACGAAACACGUACGAAACACAAACCGAAAAAUCAUUGCCAUCUUAUAAAACUCCAUAUUUCUAAAAACUUUCCGUGAUACUGGAAGAAAGCACUCGUUUCCUCAUGUUUCUUGUAAUUUUCCUUGUAACACAUGAAAUUUCGUGUUAUCGAAAAAAUUCCUAUAAAAUGCGGCUUUCAUUUUCUAUAAAAAGAUACAAUAGCGUCUUGGCUUGAUAUGGUUUCCGUACUAUAUUUAUUUCAUUUGUGAUAUUGGUGCGUGACAAGGCCUUUCAAACACUUUUUUCAAUUUCUAUUAAAAAGGCGUUUUCGUUUUGGAACCCGUAUUUAUAAACUUAAAAACACGAUUUGGAAGUUUAACUCUAUUACCCUUGGGGAACAGAGGUUUUUCUCUUGCAUGGCUUUUACGUUUAAGAAGUCGUUCGCGUCGCUUGUCAGUCGCGUGGUUGGUCUGUUUUCCAGUGCCCGGUUCCUGAAUGGCCGAUUAGCGCUAAUCCAGGAUUGAAAUUUUAUUCCGUUUUUGUAUUUUACUGCUUUUUGAUAGAGUUUGAUGGAGUAACAGUUUGUGUUAUCAUUUCCUUAUCUCGGAGUAAAGGCUCAACAAUAUUUUGUGAGCUCGGGUUAAAAAACUGUUUUCAUCCCGGGUUAAAGUUAACCAUCUUUCGACUAACAGGUCUAUAACAAGCGACGCGAACGACUUCGUAAAAGCUAAAAGCCAUGUUAAAAAGAAACCUCUGCUCGCAAGGUAAUAGACUUAACGUGACAAAACCUUUGCGAUAUAGUUUAUUACUUAAGAAAUGCCAGAAAAGAAUUUACAUGGACGUGAAAGAUUAAGUUCUGUAAAAAAAUGGAAUGGCUUCAAGUUUGCGGUCUUUUUAGUUAAUUUUCCUCAUUUCUGAGAACAUAAGGUUUUUUCUAGCCAAUGACGAAAUUAAACUGUAAGGUAAUAAGUUUUCUUACGUUUUUCUUACCUUGUUAACAUUCUCCUUGGUUACGAAGGAACUUGCAGCCAUAAUGAUAAAAUAUUCAAUGGCAUGACUUUUUAUUUUUACCCACUCAAUGCCCGCAGGUUUAAAAUGUUAAUGUAUUUAAAUUUUUGUUUCUCUUGGCUCAUUCCUGCCAAAAGGCGGAAACUUACGCCUUUUAAAACAACCCUCCGCUCAGCGAAGAUGAAAACAUUUCGCUUCUAAAUCUAUUUUCAGGUUAUGAGAACAGAACCCGAACGAAGGGAAGAACGAAUUGUGGAAGAACCGUAUGUUGUAGAUAACCGCUCUACACCUGAGGCGAGCAACAUUGAGGUCAAAGAAGAAGAACCAAGGCGCGAAAAGGUAAAACAACAAAUUAAAAUUUCUUUGCUUUUUACAUGUAUAGUCAGUAAAGAAAUUCCUUUUCAUUGAUACUUUGUAUACUUUGUGUACUUUGUGUCUACCGACACUUUAAUCGAUAGAAACCUUUUAGAAACGAACGAAGGCGAUUUCCAUUUGAAUAAGUUCACGUUUAGUCAGUGGGGAUCUGUUUCGUUUAUAAAUCUCAUGUGCUGUAUGCAUGUCAAUUAAAGAAACUGUAUAUUUUCGCUUGGAUGAGCUAGGACAAGUACCGUUCGCCGUUCGUAUACAAAACUUGUUUGCGGUGACAAUCGAAAGCAGUGAAAACCAACGAGCCGGUGUAAACAUCCUCGCCGUUUUUGUGGAAAUCUGCUGAGAUUCUUCGACUCAAUAAUUUUGCUUUUAAACACCAAAAUUACGUACGAUCCGCAGGCCUCGAAGUAUCGAUAUUCAGGAAACGAAAUUUUAUUCCUUUGCUGAGCGAAUAUAUUUGUUAGACAGUGCAUCAGUCAAUUCAUGUCAGUUUUAAUUCCGGGUUAUAUCAACGGCUUGAUUAGAAUUAAUUAUUUUAUUUUGACUUAUUCUGUGUUUCGUGUUUGCUGUUUCUGUUCAUUCUUGUAGCAAGAAUCCUUAGGUAUGAAUCUAAUAGUCAGAUAUGUAAAGAGAUAAUUUAAAUCAUGCAUUUAUAACCUAGAGUUUCCGGAUUUUCUUGAUUCCAAAGCACAGCUUUUUACGUUUUCUACCAAAUUGUUUUCCUUUCUUUUUACCGUAUAACACUAUUUACACGAAAAGUGGCGUCGAAAUCGUAACGUUUUACUGUCCUCUUUGUAUUGGAAGAAAGUACAAAUAAGACCAAAUAUAAGUCUACGCAUCGUGACUUGUCUUUCCGGGCAUGUUAUUUAUAUUGAAGACUUUCAUUCGGUUUCUUAUUUGAAAAAAAAUACAUAUUCCAGAUAUAUAUUUCAUGUAAUUUUCUGUUGUGAAAAGAUUGUCUUUUCGGAAUGUGAAUCUUAAGAUGAAAUUACAAGAUGAAAAGGGCGUAAACUGGCAAAAAAUACCAAAAUGUUUUUGAGAGAAGGUGUUACAUCCAUUGGAUGUAUUCCACUGUUUUUUUUUUUCCCCUCUUCUUUAGCUGUCACUUUUAACAGGUUUCUUGCGGAUUCUGCCAUUAUCAAUUUUGUUGUCAUAUAAUAUUAAUGAUCUUUGAAGUAUGUGACUGGUGUUUUGCGUUUUCUUUCGAGCAAACUUGAGAUUAGAUCGUUGACCUUAUAAGGAUGCCAAGCAGACCAAAAAGUAGGCUUCCGACUGGUUUGUUUGUCAAGAAACCUGUAACAGCACUCGACAAACGUAGUAACGUUCCCGCCAAAAGUGUUAUGGCGGGUGGCAAGCGACUUUUAAGUGGCUUUAGUGUGAGACAUUCAAUGAAGAUGACGAUGUUUUGUCGAGAACAACACUGCGACUCAACCUCACAAUUUGUAAAAAGUAUAUGAGUUGAUCUGUUUUUCUGGCAUCGAGUUUACUUCCAUAUUAAGUUUAGUUCCGGUAAAAUGAGGGCGCCGUCUUUGCAGUUUGUGAAACGAUUUCAUCUUUUCCUUGAUGUGAUGAGAUCACUGUGAUUGAGAUCAAAGAACAAAGAUCAUGGUUUUGUGGUCUUUUUUCAAGAAUGUUAUUUGUCUGGGACAAUCGAUAAAUGAGUGUACCAUGAAAAAGGAGGUUAGCCUUGCUUAAAUUUUUAUUGUGUUACUGUGAACGUUUUUCAUCCGUAAAAAACAUCGUUUAGUUUGUUAAGGUAUCGUAGAGGGUUUACAUAAUGUUUUAAGGACUGUUUAAGUUUAAUGCGAGACCAUGGUAAGCGGACGGUGUACAGGGGGCUGCAGUAAUGUUACGUUUUUUUUUUUUGGUACUCCACGAUGCUUCUUGUAAGUUAAUUCAAAUUUCGGUUGUGUUUUUAUUUGACUAUUCACCGUGGUGUUGGAAUCAAAUCCGGAAUAAUUGUGCGAUUCGUGUUUACUGAACUUGACCGCAAAAUUAUUAGCUGUGCCGCUUUUCAUAAUAACGGUGAAUGAUGAUUGUGCACGUUGGGUUUAAGUGUCACCAUUUAGAUGAAAACUCCAUAUCAUUAAUUGUCUCCACUGGUGCUGUUUGUUAUCAUAAUCCUGUACAAGGUGUUUCUAACUUUUGACCCUGUGAGUAAAAUUCGUUUAAAACGUUGCAAUUCCAUUGAAAGAUAUUGAGAAGCAUUUACCUGUAGUACAGCAACUGUUUGUUAUGCUGUUGGUCCUGACAUACGAAUUUGACGGUUUAUACCCACAAUUUGACCAUUUUAAUGAAAGCUGUACUUGUCCAGCAAUAGUCUACCUCCCACGCAGACGUUCCUACUACGGCUUGCGUUCCAUCCCCGUUCCUUUCUUCACAUGGAAGGAAAGCGUGACUAAUCCCUAAGAACGUCUGCGUGGGAGGCUAGCAACAGUCGUAGCUAGUCGUACAAAAGGUGAUAACGCUAUUAGUAUAGGUAAUAGCAUGAUUUGUAGUAAUAUUUGGCAUAACUAUCACGAGUGAUAUUUCGAAAUUGUCAUACUUAAUUUCACAAGCCGUUAGGCGUGUGAAAUUGGAGACAAUUUUUAAAUAUCUCGAGUGGUAUUUAUGCCAAAUAUCACGUAUAAAUCAUGCUAUUAUUUGUUUAUACUACUACCCGCAAAAGGUUUGUAAUUUUCACAUGUAGGUAUUUCAAAUUAAGCUGAAAUACCACUUCUCUAAGCCAAUCAAAUUGCAGUAAUUUUUCACGUAGUAGUAUAAACUGGAUAAAUCGCUGUCCAGCACGUGGAAAAUAUAAUUGGUUUCUGUAACACAUAUCCACGGGAUAGCGAUUUAUCCCGGCAGUUAAAGAUACAGCUCAAAGUGUCACCAGUCAAAUCCUGCUGAUUUUACGUGGUCAUCCGGGCCACGCGAAGAUCUAGCUCAGUGCUUGGGGGGCAAAGUGAGUACCUUCAUUUCUCAGUUGAGUAUUGGUCCGGCACCGGGAAUCGAGCCCGCGACCUUCGACUCUGCGGUCAAGCGCUCUAUAGUCUGCUACACAGCCGUUUUUAGUGUCGUCACGCAAAACGGCUGUGUAGCAGACUAAGCGCUCUAUCGACUGAUCUAAUCCUGCCGCGAUCAUUUUCAUCAAAUGUUUGGCUUUUCUGGACUUCUUGUCUCUUCUUUGUUCGCUUGAAUUAACUUUUUUCGUGUUUCCCUUUUUAGGCGCUGUUUUAUACCAAAGAAGACUUUGAUGAAGCAGUCCGAAGAGAAACAGAGGCCCAACGUAAACAGGCAAGAAAUAGUUGUAACUUACGGAUUUGAUAACGAAUAUUAACUCCGUCUGCUAUUUUACUCCACGGACCCUUUGACCACAAGAGAAGUCUUCAUAAUAUUAGAAAUAGAGUGUAGCACGUGAGGGUACGCACGCGUCGCUCGCGUUCUAAUGUGUCAGCUUGCGUUUUUUUAGCACGGUAAAAUAAAAGGUGCAGUCAAUUUAAAGCAUGGCUCGACGGUCACGUUCAGGGAAACAAAAGAACUCAACAAAAGAGUCAACAUUUGCUUUCAAUAAAGGCAAUAACUUUACUUAGUUUCCUGUACCGCUUUUCCUCACCAGGCGUUGUUUUGCAGCAAAGAAGAAUUUGAUGAAGCAGUCAAAAAAGAGACAAGUGCUCUGCGACAGCAGGUGAAAUUCGUAAUCUUGUAACUGCAAAGCUUCUAAAAGGGUUCUUGCACCUCUGGACUCGAGAUUUUGGACCUCAAAGCAGCCCGUGUUUUUUUGCCUAGGUUAAGAAAGCCCGCGUGAGCGGUCAAAGGUCUCUGGUCUAGAGUGAGUGUAUUAACGGAGAGAGAGAAAAAAGGUCGGUUUUUCUUCUCUCACCACACGAGCUUCGCGCCUAACGAAACCGAUUUUGAGAAAAAAAUUCUGACUGUUUUGCAAUGUAUUAAGACGUUGGAUCUGUUCAGAAUUUCUUUAUGUUGUCUCAAUGAGGCGUUUUCUACCUCAAUAGCUGAUCAUAGUAUCUUUGUUGUAAAUAGUCACUUCGGGGAUUUAUACUUAAGCUAGGUUCAGCGUGCUGCUCGUUAUCUUUUUUUCGUAACGUUUUUUGUUGGUUCCCAGAUGGAAGAAGAAUCCGCCAUUCGUGAUAUGGAAAGUAGAGAAUUAACAGAAAGGAAUGAUCAACUUAAAAGAGAAAGCGGAGAAAUGAGGUAAAAUGGAGAAGCCUUUGCUUUUCGAACAAUCAAGUCUGCAUUAAGUUGUUACAGUCAUUAAAUUGCUGAGCACUGCACGCGCGCGCCUGCACGGUCGCCUUUCAAUUCACGCGGAGACUUGACGGAAGGCAGGCGUUCGUGUUUAUUUCCCACGCUCUGCCAUAUCAGCCAAAUAUUACGGACAAAGCGUUGUGAAAGUUGUUGCUGACUUGGAAUACAUGAUAUCAGUUAUGUUUGUGACUGGGGAUGAAGAUUGAUGUGAAAGUGCGUGAGUGUGAUCCAACGACGCGGACGGCAACGAGAACGUCAAAAAAACCAGUUGGUUUAAUAAGCAAAACAACAACUUCGCACGUGCAUCACGUUUUUUUGUACAUUUCUUUCCUGUUUUUCCACAACUACGACGUGAAAAUGCCUAAUUUUGCGGUUAAAGGAGGACCUAAACAAGCAACGACGAAAGUUUAUUUCUCUGUUUGAGCUUGGCUAUGGUUCCUUGAAAUUCAGCUUCAGGAGGGUUCGCCUACAUUUGACAAAGUAAGUGGGUAGGAAUAAUCGCUAUAAAGACUGAAAGAACGCAAAUUCACUUUUUAAGCGACGUUCUUGUUGCCGUACGCGUUGUUGGAUCUUAAAGUCCCUAAUAGUGCACAGUGCACUGUUACCCUCUGACGUCAUAGAUUUUGCAAUGUUGCCCGCUCAGAGAUUUUGGCGGGAAACAGUUUCAUUGUUAGAUGUCAUGUGACCUCGAAGUAACCAAUGAGAGCGCGCGUGUUGGAAAAACAUUAAUUCCCUGCUACAUAAGAAUUCGUGAUGUUUCUUAUGUACUAAGUUGCUCAUUAACACUCUUUGAUUGCCCUCAGGGUUGUUAUGCAGGAGUAUGAGAAGACCAUUGCAGACAUGAUAGGUAACUGUGAUGCCCUUCCUUAAAUAUGUUCCUAGUAUUAGGGUCUGGAAAGAGGGGUCCUGAUCCCGCAUUUCCGUACUUCUUUCAACGAUAUCCCGAACAUCGUUUUCUUUCCCAAUCUCGUAUCCGUACCCAAAUUUUCCCGCUUCCCCAGGCCAGAAGGUUUUCCGAAUCUCGCGCUGUAUUCUGGUCAAAUCCCGGAUCCCUGGAAUAACCGUCGAGACCCUAUAGUAUUUGUGUAUAUUGUCUGAGUUUUCUAAUGUGUUAUGCUUCACACUUCUCACAGAAAAAAAUCAGAAGUCCCAAGAUCAUUACCACCAGUCAACAUCCGAAGUAGCGAAAGAAAGAGAUCAGGUAAAAGAAAGCUUUUUGUUGGUCACACGUUCUUAUUAAUGUAAAAUUGUAGGAAUAUCACCGCAAGGAAAAACUUGCCUUUUCUAACUUUAAUAAGCCUCCCCCUCCCUGCUCUCCACAUUUAUUUGACCGAAAUAACAAUAAUCACCCCCCGCUCUCCUCCCCGGGGGCUUUUUCGAGUAAUUAGGGAGUUUAAGCAACGACAUUUUUGAGCGACGCACGUUGACCGGAAGUGGACUUGUUAUAUUCUUGGACUUUGGUUGUGAUUACAUUUUCGGGCAAAUCGUUUCAAUGAGAGUAAAGACAGUUAGCAAAUCAAAUUUGGUAGCGUCCAGGCAUAGUAAAAGGGGAAAGGACUCACUUCCGGUUAGCGUACAAUAGUGUAUCUCACUGUUAUGAAAAACUAACGUCACGCAGUGUUUCCCCUGAGGAGGGUUGCGUGACGCACAUCCCAGAAAAGGGGAAAGGACUCACUUCCGGUGACGUGCAAUAGUGCAUCUCACUGUUAUGAAAAACUAACGUCACGCAGUGUUUCCCCUGAGGAGGGUUGCGUGACGCACAUCCCAGAAAAGGGGAAAGCACUCACUUCCGGUUGACGUGCAAUAGUGCAUCUCACUGUUAUGAAAAACUAACGUCACGCAGUGUUCCUCCUGGGAGGGUUGCGUGACGCACAUCCCAGAUUGCUUUUUGGCCGGAGAAAGUGUAGUCCCUCACAGAACAAUAGGGAGCAUUCCAUUUGAAUGUUUUUUUUUGAAAUUCCUUUUCUUUGUAGCUGCAAGCUGACUUGACGGCGGUGGAAACAGCGUUUUCUGAUCUUCAUAGAAGAUACGAGAAACUCAAAGGAGUAGUGGAGAAUUUUAAAAAGGUAAGAAAGUUGUUGGUAUGUUAAUACUGUAUGAAAUGAUUUAGCUUUCUGAUGGGCUAAGGAAUCUCGCACCCCUCUCUUUCAACCUGUUUGGAGUAAGACUUCAAACUAUAGUCGAACGCCCACUAAUGGCCACUUGGUUUAAGCCUGUGAACAGGUUCUCUUGUGAAGAGAAGGGCGAAAAGGCGAGAAGGGGAAAACAGAGCGGGAGGAGCACAACAUUCAUUAUCGCCCUUCCUCCAACUUUUUCUGCUCGAUUUUUUCGCCUUACCGCGACCAAAAGGGCUGUUCACAGGCUACUCUACCUCGGCCACUUACCUCUCUACCCCGGGUGGCUGUUGUGGUGAGAUUCUACUGUUGUUCAGACUUGUGCCGUCGCAUUUUCCCGCGCUUGGCAAGUGGUUCAUGCAUCUGCCUCUGAUUUGGUUUUGUGCUCAUUUUGAUUGGUCAGAGUAAAUGCGUUAGUUUAGGUUUUACCACACAUUAUCUUAUUAAUAGCAACCGCGUUAUGUAAGAAAACAAGCGAGGAGAGGACUCAAGAGGUUUCUCUAAAAUGCCGAUUAAAGCGAAGGACUGCUGUUCACAAAAUUUGCAGAAUUUCAUGAAAGUGUGUUGUUUUUUUUUUUUCACCAAACACCUACGUCUCUCGAUUGUUGAUUGAAAGGAAAUGCCUGAGUAAUUAAUAUAAAUUGCACAGUUUUUCUUCAUACUCGUCUUCUCUUCUCUUUUAUAUUUUUCUUCCCAUUUACCAUUCUCCUGAAGGGGCUCUUUUACCAUGUGCUUUUUUCAUCACGUUUCCAGAACGAAGAAAUAUUGAAAAAAGCAACGACUGACUACCAAGAAAAAUUGAAGAAAUCAGAGGAGAAGUAUCGUCUUUUAAAGAAACACGCUGAAGAAAAAAUAGAAAGGUUUGUCUUCGUUAUAUGCACCUUGACAUACGGUAAACAAAUAUUGUGUAGCGUCUUGUUUUCAUGGCUGUUACUAGCCUGCACUACAGGUGUAUUUUGGGCGGGCGAAAGCUGCUUGUUUGUGUUCGUAUUGUUGUAAGCGCCAUCUUUGAUUUUAUAACGGAGGAUGGGUAUGGAGAGUAAAAAUAGUAACCCUUAGACUCUAACCCUUAGGGUAGUCUCUCCUCCACAGAGGCCACUUUGUGUUGUAGGGAGGCUGGGGAGAACGAAAAAGGAAGCACGCAAGGCAUGAUGGGAAAGGGAAGAGUCCCGCGCGCCUUCUAUUUUUCGAUGAUUGCUAUUUUUACUGUGAUACCCAGCGGGAGCCUCUGCGGAGGAGAGAGCUUAGGGUAGGUGCUAGACCGAAAGAAGGAAAGACUCGCCUCAUUUCCACCUCUCUUUUGGAGUUUCAACAUGGCGCUUUCGUGAGCAAAACAUUUGCGCGCCCGAAGAAAACGCCUGCACUGCAGGCAAGGCUGUUACGACCUUUUUCAUCUUGUCCGGAAGCCAUCUUUUAUCGAUCGCUCAAAAAAGAAAGGAGACGCAAAAAAUGUCCAGGAUUUCAGGAAUUGUUUUAGGCUGUCCUCUUCAUAUGAUAGUCUAAGAUUCAUUGCAAUUCGUUAGCCUGUGCAGAAAUUGCCUGCUAUUGAGGCUGGAAUUGACUGAAGUACUUUAUUAAACUACAAGUGUGGCUAAGCUUAAGAUGGUACUUUCGUAGUAAUUGAAAAGAAAACGCAGGAGGAGAAAUUGAGCAAAGAAGAUGGGAGGAAACUUGCUUCUUACUCUGCGAACUCCCUUGAUCUCCAUUUGUGACACGAUACACGCAGCAUUUUUCUUUCGUACCGAUUCACCUGCUCCUUAGUCUCUAUCUUUUUCUACACUUCUUCUAGAUAAAAUCCAACGUUUCGUCGUAGGUUUGACGGUUAUUAUUAUUACUAAUUGAUUGUUUGUUUCAUUCAAUUUGUUGUAGUGCAAAUAUCGAAAUUACUCGUGUACGGAAAUCUAACGAGUCAGAAAUAGCAGUGAUGAAAGCAGCGCUCAAGAAAGAACAAACCAAAACCGCCAGUUUAGAAAAGAGUCUCCAGCAAAAGGUGAGUGGGUUUUGAUGGCUUUUGUGGAGCCAGAGUAUCAGGGGUUAAAGGAGAAGAGAAAAAAAGAAAGGGGAGACAGCAAAAAAAAGAAAAUUUCUUUCCUUGUUCCUCCCAACCCCACUCUGAUACUGAUACUCAGAAUUAUUUCAUAUACUUCACACUGAUACUCAGGUUACCUUCUUUAUGGACUCUCCCUCUGGGAACUAAGUUACAAAAUCGUGUAUGGACUAUGAAAGAGGCGUUUCGAAAGGGAAGGGGAAAGAAAUUUGGGCGCGCGACACCACGCGCGAGCGAGAAUGGAGAAGGAAAACCUUUCCUCUUUCCUCGCGCGCCCUUCGUGCUCUUCACAUGACCGAAAUCCCCUUUCCUUUCCCUUUCGAACGCCUGCCAGGGUUAAGGUGACUAGACAUGCAUGCCCUACCCUGUGUGGUGACAGAAUUAGGCUGUUAUGUUUUGGUUUCUCAACUCUAUCUCAUCUGAGCAAUUUCAGGUUCUUGUGACGACGAUGGUUACGUUGUUUCCAAUCAGCUCUUUGACGUUUGUGUUUUUGUUACAGGUAUCCGAAAAUGCCGAACUUACAGCGAUAUGUGACGAACUUAUCAACAAAAUGGGUGGCCAUCGAUAGUCCGUGGUACUGCCAUUGACUGGUCUAUGGUCUUCGUCUCCCGACGAGUUGUUAAAAUGUAUUAUAGUGAAGUUACUUUUCAAGGGAUAUGCUGAACAGAUACAUUACACCUAAACUAGCGUCCAGUCCUCCAGGGGCUUUUCAAAUUUGGACGAUGGAACACCGGCAAGCUUGCAGCAGAGUUUUCUGGACCUUUUUGCCUGCCAACAAGUUAGACUAUUUAUUAUCAGGCAAACCUUGAAAAUUUAGGACCUGAAGCCGUUAUGUGUUAGCCACCUCCGCCAAUAUCUACACGACAAUAAUUGGCGUUUUCAUUACUCUGUGAGACACUGUGGGACAUGGUCUGAACGCAAAAUUUGUCUGAGGUCACCUAUAAAACUACGGUAAUUUAACUAACUAAAGCUUAUACUGAGAGUUUUUCUGAGUGCAAACUCUAUGUUUGCAUAUAAAUCAUAAAGGUAGCUUGCGUGUUAGAAAAACAGAAGUAAUCACCCGGACCUUGGAAGUCAGUAAUCAGCGUACGUUGCUGUUUUAUUCAGUACUAACAUUGUAAAAUCCUAAGAAAUGCAUGAAAGCCGCUAUGCAAAAGAUCUAGCAAAGAGUUUUCAGUUGACUACAAUUGAAGUAACAUUUGCCUGUUCCCUAGGCCUAUUCAUUCUGGGUCACGUGGUCCGAGCGAGUCUUUGAGCCGUUUCUCUCGGACACGUCACCGAAAUGCAUUGACCGAGAAGGCCUGGGAUGACGCCAUACAGGGACGAGGCAAUGGUAAUAUCCACAGUUUCAUAAGAGAGGAACUCAUGACCCUCUCUUGUCUCACACAGAUUCGGGCUAGGAGUAAAAGGGCUUUCGAGAGAGACAGACACCUUACAUGUAAGAAAUUCACACCUGUUGCGAGAAGUAAGAUAGUGGAGAAGAGUGAGCAAAUGUUGGAAGAUUGAAAGUUGUCUUAUCCAUUGGGGCAGAAAUUGUCCCCCAUUUUUUUGCGUAGACGUGUGUUCCGCGCUCUAAAUGAACCUUUUCUAAUAAGCUUAUCUACUCAAUGAAACAGGCUAAAGGUUACUUAAAAUGUACAGAUGUGUAUAUAAUGCAAGCGAAAGACUGCCCUCCCACCGUGCACGUCUGUAGGAAUUUCCUGUCUCCUUGAUUUGUUUCGUAGGAAUUCGAUGAUACAUGUCAGACUUUUUGCAUUUUCCUUUGCUUUUCACUAUUCUGAACGAAAUGCAGUGGAGUCGAUUUAUGAGACAAAGGUAUUCUUUUAAAGUAGUUGUUAGAAAAUUGGAACUUUAUAAGCAACAGCAACGUUUCUCAUGUGUUAACUCGUUUCAAGAUAAUGCUACCCUUUGUCGCAAAAAAUAGUUACUAAAUUACAGGUUUGAUAACCAAAGCAAUUGAGCUUGUAAUUCUUUUUUUUUUUAAUCGUGGAACUGUACUUGUGUGCAAAGUUUGUAUAUAGCCUGUUCUUUGCUUGUCUGAAAUUUGUCUACUUAACUUUCAAUUGUAAAACCCGUUGGUCGUUAGUCUUUACUAGGCUGACAAUUGAGGACACUUUCUGCCUUUGGAGGGUGUUAUGCAUUCCUUCUAGGGUAUCUUGGUAGCUUAAAAAAACCUGGAGAUAGGUGAGAGUAAAAAAUGACUAUGUAAAAAAGAAAUUUCAUUUAUAUUUAAUUUUAUAGGAUAGUAAUCACCAAGGCUCGGGGCAUGUCCCCUAUAAACGGGAUCUUUUUUUACAGCUCUGUUAUGACAAUCGUUCAUAAUUCUGCCUGUCAAUCUUUUUGGAGAAACCCUCAAAUUGGCGCAAGGGGCCCUCGUGUAUUUAUUAAACCAAAGUGGUUUUGCGGGACAUAAUAGUCCUUACAUUUCCUGUGGGUUCCAGUUUUCAGAGUCUGAUGGGUGGGCUACGGACGUCUGUUUCGAAAUGAAUGUGAAGAUUGAUAAAUAUAUUUCUUAUUUUUUUGUGAAGGUGUUUGACAAUAAACUACGAUUGAAAUAUUAGAAAUCUGCUG
Porites lobata is the source of this 22191-nucleotide messenger RNA. Lineage: Eukaryota; Metazoa; Cnidaria; Anthozoa; Scleractinia; Poritidae. The record is from the annotation of a GenBank genome assembly.